CGAAAGUAACAAAUCCGAGCUAGAUCCGAUCUGCUCACUGACAGCUCUGAAGUUGUGAUUUCAUUUGAAGAACUCUCCAGAAUCUGAUCUCCCGCGGAUACCCAGAGACAACAUGGCGACCACCAUCAGCACCCAGCGGGGACAGGUGUACAUUGGGGAGCUUCCCCAGGACUUCCUGCGGAUCACCCCCACCCAGCAGCAGCAGCAGGUGCACCUGGACGCACAGGCGGCCCACCAGCUGCAGUACGGGGGCUCCAUGGCAACUGUGGGGCGACUCAGCAUCACAGUGGUGCAGGGGAAGCUGGCUAAGAACUACGGGAUGACCCGGAUGGAUCCGUACUGCCGGGUCCGGCUGGGCUACGCAGUGUACGAGACCCCCACUGCUCACAACGGAGCCAAGAACCCGCGCUGGAACAAGGUGAUCCAGUGCACCGUGCCCCCGGGGGUGGACUCCUUCUACCUGGAGAUCUUUGAUGAGAGAGCGUUCUCCAUGGACGACAGGAUAGCAUGGACUCACGUCACCAUCCCUGAAAGCCUGCGGGGGGGCAGCGUGGUGGACGAGUGGUUCACCCUCAGCGGUCGGCAGGGCGACGACAAGGAGGGCAUGAUCAACCUGGUGAUGUCUUUCGCUUCCUUACCUGCAGGCAUGGUGACCCAGCCCGUCGUCCUGAUGCCCUCUGUGUACCAGCAGGGGGUGGGAUAUGUGCCCAUUGCAGGAGUGCCUGCAGUCUACAACCAGGGCAUGGUGCCGAUGGGGUUACCCGCAGCCGUGCCCGCAGUGGGGGGCCCGGGGCCGGUGUGCAGCGAGGAGGACCUGAAGGCUCUGCAGGACAUGUUCCCCAACCUGGACCCCGAGGUGGUCCGCACCGUGCUGGACGCCCAGCAGGGCAACAAGGACGCUGCCAUCAACUCUCUGCUGCAGAUGGCCGAGGAGCUCUAACUGCAGAACGCGGCUCACAGCGGACAUACACACGCACGCACACACGCACGUGCACACACACACACACACACACACACACUCUGCAGCCACAGAGAUGUUUCCUGUCCCUCUAUUGAUCCUGCGUUAGGAUGUGAGGGUGCUUAAGGUUUGUAUCAGUGUGUUCAUCUGCUCUCUCAGCGUUUGAUUUGCACUGUCUGAGCUGUAGUGAGUCCUGUUGUUAUUAUGAUGUUUACACCAUGUCUGUAGUAACCUGCAGAAUUCUGUUGUUUUAUAUGUCGCUGUAAAGUGUUUAAUGCAGAGCUCAAAAUCUGGUAAAUUAUUAUGGAUGUAUAAAUUAUUUAGAAUAUAUGGUGAUGAGUCAAUGAACAAACGCCCUGAGGCAACGCCAUGUCCCUCUGAGUCAUCUUUCAUAGUGAGCAAAUCAUUUCUCUGCAAAGUUUUGAUGACACCAAUUAUCAAUCAGUGCAGUAAGGAUGUGGGAACUGUUGUAAAGUAAUAUCCGGUGUAUAUAUGAGAGUUUUGAUAAAAACACAGUUAGCUGUGAUGAACAUUGUCUGGAGAGAUUUACUCUAACUUUUAUUGAGAUAAGUAUUCACCGCUGUAUUAAGAAAUACUUAGUGCCCCCUGAGUAGUGAGGGUGAGAACCCCACUGGAUGUUCAUCCCCAUAGGACCAAACUAUUUAGUGUGCCAGAAAAACAUUUAAUAUGUUCCAAUUCAUAGUAUGUCAAACCCAGAAUGCCAAAAACACCACAUUUGUCUGACUGGAUAGCAGAUAUAAGAGCAAGAGGGUCAAAGUUCAAGAUGGUCCUGCAGUAUGAAGUAAAAGAACAAUGAAUUGUAUCUAUUGUUUAUGGUGACCCCCCCCACCAUCCUAGCAUGUACAUGAGGACCAACAGAUUCAUAUUCACUGUGUGAUGUGAGCGCAGCGCUUCCUGAUUCCCGGCCACAGCUCUGUCCUCUAGCUCCUCGAGCUUUCCUCCACUCGGUGGAUUCUGCCUGCCAAAGGUUCACGUGACAGAUGUCGUCUGAUGGACUUAUCACUUGUGAUUCAUUUACUAUCGCUCAUUAUUACUUCACAAUUGCAGUCAUUUUGUUCUGUGUCAUGUGAUUCUGUUCUUUCAGCAUCUGGACAUCCUUGCACUUGCAGUUUAAUUUAUUAAAUUGAUUAUUAGAAUCUUUUGUCAUUUAUCGUCAUGCUUGGCAUAAACUGCAGUUGUUUAAAUCUUCAUGUUACUGAAAUAGCUUGAGGAAGAGUGGUUUUAGUGUUCAGAAGACAACGUGUGCCCUCGUCACAACCACAGCUACAUUCAGCUCCACACAACAAGCACAAUGAAUAUCUUUGUUAAAGGAAGAUGUUACAAGAAAAAGAUGCUCGUAAAAACAACUCAUUGUCAUCUCCCUUUAUCCAGCCUGGUGUCAUGUAUAUACUCAUCAUACCUGCAGGUGUAAUAGUCAUGUGUUGAGUGUGACCCAUCUAAAGCAACACGUCCCUGUGAGACAUCAUUCAGACCCCGCUGACAUAUUGAUGAAUAUGGCUUGAACAAAGAUCUUAGAGGCAUUUUACAUCGGAUCAAAUCCUAAUCCUAAAGAAUCCAGUGGAAGCAGGACUUUCAGUGUGAGCUUCUCACAAUCAUGUUUCAGACAACAAGAGUUACACAUAGUGUAUUUGAAGGAAUAUGGCUUUGUAUACUAAAGCAUAACACUAAAGGUCAAGACACAGAUAAUACAAAGUCUAGAUGUUUUGAUAAUGAAAAGGGCUGUGUAGUUUUUGAAACAAAUAGGACAGAUUUGCAAAGUUUACAUUAGAGUUUAAAGAAUAUGCAAGUUGACUUUUGUUCUAAUUUAUGUACACACACUUCUGAUUUUAUAUAAAAGUACCAGAUAUUUGUUUGUUUUUUCUCCAGUAGUUGCUAAUUUUUGUACUAAUAAUUUAACCAAGAUACACUUCAAGGUUCACUUCAAUCCGUCUCUAACGGUCUGGGACAUUAACUCUUAAGUCAGUGGGCAUCGGUAAAGAGUGAAAUGAGAGUUGCAGAGUUAUGGGGUGUUCAGUUUAACCUGGGCCGGGGCUUGCAAAUAGUGAGCUGUACAAAAAUACACAGAGCUACAAUAAAAUGAAGGAUGACAUCA
Trematomus bernacchii (emerald rockcod) is the source of this 3071-nucleotide messenger RNA. RefSeq names its product toll interacting protein (gene tollip). The coding region runs from base 113 to 940 and encodes 275 amino acids. The transcript has 6 exons. NCBI's taxonomy places the organism in Eukaryota, Metazoa, Chordata, Actinopteri, Perciformes, Nototheniidae. Gene Ontology annotation, molecular function: ubiquitin binding; ubiquitin conjugating enzyme binding. Gene Ontology annotation, cellular component: cytoplasm. The record is from RefSeq and is a predicted model, not a curated record. Gene Ontology annotation, biological process: ubiquitin-dependent protein catabolic process.